Molecule: messenger RNA, 1697 nt
Organism: Chondrus crispus (carragheen)
Lineage: Eukaryota; Rhodophyta; Florideophyceae; Gigartinales; Gigartinaceae
Exons: 4
Coding region: 578-1561 (327 amino acids)
Source: RefSeq, a predicted model, not a curated record
AAGCCCGCCGCCUGACACCGGCACGGGCCGUCGUGCCGUCCGCUUGCAUGAUUACAAAACUCAGGUCACCGUUUCCGUCACGAUGGAUGAUGGGGUCAGGAUCUCCACACGCGAAUCUAACCGCAAACGUAGAAGUCGCACUGUUCAUUCAAGUUCGAGCUCCGAUUCCAGUUCAACUAGUUCCAGUCAAUCUGGGACGGGCUAUUUUCCGCCUCAUUCGGAAAGCGACCAUCCGGCAAGCAGUCAUAACGGCGGCAGCGGAGAAGAGAUCGGCGAUCCGGAGAAUAUCUCAGCGAGUAAUAGCGGAGGCCCUGGAAGCGAUGGCAGCGACAGCUCCAUGGGAAGUCACAUCACUGACGACUGCACAAAAGAAGCAAUUGAAAAAGACUUGGCUGUCGGCUCGCCAACGGAGAUUAUCGAGAAUGCGCUCAAGCUUAUUACAGACUCAGAUGAUUUCACUCGGGUGCUGUCUCCUGAUGUUUACGAUCUAGUUCUGCUUGUAUUGGAUCGAGAGUUUGGGGGGAGCGCGGAGAAACCGGAAUGCUUAUCAGGCUUGCAUCCUGAUAAGCGGAUCGAAAUGCAUUACCUGCUCGCCAACUACUACCAGGAGAAAAUUCGGCGUCACUGGAUCACUUCUCAUCAUGAAAAGGCUCUGAGACAUUGCCAAGAGGCACUGUUUCUCAUGCAGGGUCGAGAGCGCCUGAAUGCCAAAAAGGCUGCAACUCUUAAUGUAUGGGCAAGUGGCAUCCUUCUCCUCAAUCGGGACCCUGCUCUUGUUCAGAAGAACAUUCCAGUGGCACUCAAACACCUCCACGAAGCACGUGUAGCAAUGUAUGCAUACACAGAAACCAACCAAGAACUUUCCUUCGAAAUCUGCCUGCUCACUGCGGCCGCACAUUCGCAGAGAGCAAAAGAGCCAGUAUGUGACAGUCUUAUUCGUGCCUACAAAGCUUACAACGAUGCAGACGAUAUGCUGCGUAUGGGCAGUUUCGACGCGGGGCUCAAUUGGAUGAGACUAGGUUCUAUGCAGCUGCAGAUAAUGCUGCGCUUUCUCAGUCAUAGGCGCAAGGCACAGUCUCGAAAACGCUCAUUUUGUUCUCAGGCGGAAGUGGCUUCGUGUAUGAGAAAAUUGGAUUCCACUGACUGUACCGCUGAAAUCACGCCAGAUGCCACCAUCUCUCGAGCAGAAGCGCUUCGAACUAGGAUUACGAGACAUUUCGACGUUCAUCCAGAUGAUGAAAACAGUGAUGUUGCACCGCGCCAGGUGCUUUGUGCAAUACAUGAAACCAUUGCGCGGGCUUACUUAGAGCGAGCAGCGUCGGAAAGAGGAAAAGGAUUGGAAGAUAUUCGCCGAGCAAGGCAAAACAUAGAUAAGGCAAUUUCUGCUUGUGAAUGGGAUGACGACUUCACGGGGCAGAAAUAUGCCUCGCUUCGCGAAUUGGCAGAUGAUACAGAAGCUGCCAUAGACGAUUUGGAAUCUUGUCCACAUCCACAGACGCCCACACCCGAGGUAAGCGAAGAGGGUGAGGAGAACAGCGUCAGUGUAGAAUUGGAAGAAUGAGUUGUGGCGUUGAGAAUUUUUAACUUUAUGAAGGGCGGUCUCGAUGUGAUAGGUGUGUGCUUCGGUCCUGCGAUGGCAUAGUUGCGUGUUGGAUUUUGUUGUUGUUGUUGUAAACAUAUCACCCAGCACUCAGAAA